This is a messenger RNA of Caenorhabditis briggsae, 213 nucleotides long. The transcript is spliced from 3 exons. NCBI's taxonomy places the organism in Eukaryota, Metazoa, Nematoda, Chromadorea, Rhabditida, Rhabditidae. The record is from RefSeq and is a predicted model, not a curated record. Bases 1 to 213 code for a protein of 70 amino acids.
AUGGGACUAGAUGUCCAACGAUCAAUCAAACUGAAGCCAAUUGCCGAGCAGGAUGCAGAUGAGGUCAUAACUGUGGAGACCACAAUUGAGGUGAAAAAAUUUGCCAAAGCACUCCGAGAUAAGUUUCUUCCGAAUUCUGUACAAAAGAUUUCACAAAAAAUCUUACUUGAACAAACACCGAAAAAAGAAUCACAAUGCUCCAGAAGUUUUUAA